AUGGAAUUAAUGAAUAGGGAUUUGUCAAUGCUGACGAAGAAUUUAGCGGCGAAAUCGGCAUCUGUUUUUAAACAAGAUCCGAAGUUGGUAGCGGCUAUUGAUAAACUAUAUAGUAAAAACGAGGUGAAAAAUUUGAAUAGUAAAAUGUUGCUUCCUGACAGGAGAUUGAAUUUCUUAGAAGUUCAAGAAAUUUUGGAUCAUUCUUCAAAAGACAAAGAACAAGGUCCGAGUACCUUUCUCCAAGAGAAAAAUAACAUAAGAAAAUCAUUGAUUAAGAAUGUAGAAGACGUUCUUCGAAAAAUUAAUGAUUCUGCUGAAAAUGGCGACACCCCAAUGUUAGUAAUCAGGAAUCAGCGGUUGUGGAGCAAUUGCGUUUACGAUUUGGAUAGGGUAACGUUAAAGUCUUUUGUGGAUGCAAAGAAGACAACUCUAAGUUAUUCGAACCGCGAACAUAAGACGAGAUUCAAUGCGAUAGUUUUUGUCUUGACAAAGGUUCACGAACUGCUCUCCAAAAAUCUAUGUGUGACCAGAAGAGAACUCUUCUAUCAAAAUGUUACAAGAUUUCGGAACCAGUCUAACUUAGAUGAGGCGGUCAGAGAUGUAUGCUGCCUUUUACAAACACCUCCUUGGAAUCUAGGAAUAAUCGCGACAGCCAAAGGAUUAAUUGCUGGCUCAGUUAAAAUACACAUGAAAGAUGGUUCUUGUAUCGACUGCUUCGGUGCUGGAGGAACACUUAUACCGCAAGAUGUUGACGGCAUCAAAGAAUUUCGUUCAACUGCAAAAUAUAUUUUAGUCGUGGAAAAAGAUGCUGUCUUUCAAAAGUUGUUAGACGAAGGGGCAUUAGUGAGACUGGGACCGCUGAUAAUUCUGACCGGCAAAGGGUAUCCGGAUGUCUGCACUCGUCAGCUACUGUGUCGGCUCGUGAACGAAUUACGGCUGAGGGCGCUGGCGCUAGUCGACGCUGAUCCGCAUGGCUACGAGAUCUUUCUCACUUACAAAUAUGGCUCCUUGGCUCAAUCUCACCUUUCACAAUCGUUGGCUUGUAGUUCUCUGCAGUUAUUGGGAGCUAGGCAUGGUGACGUUAUGACCCUUGCAACCAAAGAGUCACGUCUGGCUCUUACAUCUCGCGACAAGAGGAAAAUAGUCAAUUUAGUUAAAAGGCCCUAUCUUAAUACGGCUACGGGUUCUAUCAUAAGAAAAGACCUGGAGGACAUGUUGAAGAGUGGAGUAAAAGCAGAGAUCGAAGCUUUGUCCCCUACAGCCGCGGCUCUCUGCGAUUCUUAUCUACCCUCCAAAAUUAUUCAAGCCGAUUACUUGGGAUAG
Messenger RNA from Parnassius mnemosyne (clouded apollo), 1323 nucleotides. Lineage: Eukaryota; Metazoa; Arthropoda; Insecta; Lepidoptera; Papilionidae. The record is from the annotation of a GenBank genome assembly.